UUGGGAGUGACCCAGUGGACCUGUGCUUCAAGAACUCUACUGAGAAACACAGUUCAAAAAAUAGGACUGGUACUUGCAGAGGUGGAGCGAGAACUGAAGUGGAAACCAUCCGUAGACACGGGAAGUGCCUGUUGGAGACGUGCACCUAGGGAAGGAGAAGAUGGUGGAACGCCCUGUACACGUGUUGUACGUGCUCGUGAGCUCCAAGAGCUGCUGGCCUGCAUCUUCCAGUAUGUAAUCGAUGUGAGCAUCAAAUCUGCAAGUUUAGGGGUUUCUGUUGUCUUUAUUUGGGGUUUUGCACUUAAAAGCAGGGAUGGGCUGGCAAAGAUGAGAAUAUAAAAACUUGUGUAAAUGGAAUGUGCCUUUGCAGGAGUGUUAGGAUGAGGGGUGGGAGGAGAGCAACAAACACUGCCUUUGGGGUAUUCUGGUUUCCUUCUGGAAGGUGAUUGUGAAGGGGAGAAGUAAUCUAAACUUUUUGAGAAGAGCUGGGCAUCACCUGUCUUGGAUGCUGCAGGAGUCUCAAGGGGCUGUACCCCCUCCUUCAGGAGGGUGGUGAGGCCCAGGCUGGGGAGACUUGCAAAGCUCAAACGAAGCCACAGCCAUCCUGAUCCGGUGUUGGUGAUGAUCCUCUUCCGAGCGGGAGGUUAAGACCUCAAGAGCUCCCAUCCCACCACCGUCUCUAGCACUGGCAGCAUUUGAGCACCAGCCCUUCUCUUCCAGGGGCAUUGGUUGUGUCACCGUAAGUAGGAAGCGGCUGCUGCAGGUCCGGGACCAUCUGCCCUUCACUCUUGGAGGAUCCCAGACUCUGCUCACUCGAAGGUCUGCGCUGGGCGCUGCAGCGUCCCUCUUCUCCACGGCUUGGUCUUUCUCCCUUUGCCAUCCCCUGGUGCAGUGCCUUCAGCUGGGGAGUCAGCUCUGCAGGAUGAAGCCGGCUUUGUCUCCAUCUCCUGCGUCAUCACUUUACCUCGGGGGAAGCCCUUCGUCUUCAGCGGCUUCCCCGGGGAUUGAGAAGAAAACGGGAAGAGCCUCCAGCCCCCCUUGCUAAGUCUGUGGUGCCAGCAGCAGCAUUUCGGCGGAGGCCCCGGUACCGGCGGAGGGCACCGGCGCCCCGGCCGAGGAGCGGCUGGGCCCGGCCUGGCGGCUGCUGCGACGCGCCGAGGCCCGGCUCGGCGACCUGGAGCGGCGGCGGGCCGCGGAGAUGAGAGACGUGGAAAGCUAUGUGGGUCACAUCCGUAACCUGGUGGAGGAACGGGAUGCUAUCGCUGCCGAAUAUGAAAAAGAAAAUGAACAGCUCAGGCUUGAGCUGACACAGCUGCAGCUGCAGCAGGAAGCCCAGCUGAAGGAGGUCGAGGAGAUGCUGGAACAGGAAGGCUUGUCCGAAAUAGCUCACAGUAAUGCCAGUGAACAGAUUGCUUAUUUACUGGUAGAAAGAACGACGCUGCUGGAGAAACUGGAGAUCGCAGAUCAGAAGUUGAAUUCACACGGCUACACGGACAGGCUGUGUGUGGCACAGCUUCAGGAUGAGUUUAACCACAUUCAUCAGACAUCAGAAGACGAUGACCAACAGCAGCAUGAAUCCAUGCAGCUUACUGGAGAGACAAUAAAUAAGUUCUACAAGGAAGAGCUGGAGAGGGAGCAAGCAUCACGUGCACGAGUUGAACAAGAUCUGGAUGAGGCCACACAGAGGCUGCUGAUGGCUCAGGAAGAGAUUCAGAGGUUGACAGAUGAGCUGGAGGCACAAAGAAAGGAGCAGAGCAAAAUUGAAUCAGCCUCAUGGUCAGCUCUGCAAGUGCCUGAGAGCCGGGAAGAAGGGGUGAACGAAUGGCGAGAGUGUGACAGGACUGAGCUGCAGGAGGCCAUGGAGCACAACAGCAGACUGGACAGGGAAAUUCUGGCGUUGCGAGCACGGGUCCAGACACUCAACUUGGAAAGAAAAAUGUUCCUUGAUCUGGUAGAACAACUCAAAGAGGAGAUUUGUGAGUAUCAGAAGAGCGAGAGGCAAGGACUUCCCUUACCUGCGCCAAGAGGGACUGAAGAAGUUGCAGCAUCCUCCCUGCAGACACAGGGCACAAAGGAUGAAGGCAGGAUUAAGGGAUGCUGUGUUUCAGGCGAAGCUGGCUCUGAUCAAGAAGACGGAUAUCAGGGUAGUGAAAUGCUUCAUAAAAGGUGCCGAGAUGUGAUUGAAAACAUCGAGGACCAGAAUUCACAGCUCCUUUACAAGCUGCAGAAACUGGAGCAGGAACACAAGGAUUUGAUUGAGCGCAGUGAAGAGCUGGAAUCAAUUCUGGGAGAGACACAGAUCCAAACUGAGCAGCAAAAGGACCAGCCUGAGAGUGAGGUGGAGGGACUUCACCAGAAAAUCACGAGUUCAGAAACAGAGUUACUUGAAGUGCAGAAGAACAAAACUGAGAUGAGUGGGGAAGAGCAGGCAUUGUCUGGAACACAAGAGAAGCAAGAGGAAAAGAUAGAAAGGUUCGGAAGUCAUCUGGGAGAACAGAGGGAAGGGAGAAGGCAACUUGCAUCCGAGUUUGAACUGUUACAAGAAGAUCUGAAGGCAGAGAAGGUAUCGGGCAGCCAGGUCUCUGGACUCCUACAAGAGAGAGAACAGAUUAACAAACUCGAGCAGAAAUGUGAAGAUUCAUGUACAGAUGAAAAGACAUAUGAAGAACAGAUGGCUAAAGUCGUAUUUUUGGAAGAACAGAUCAAAAACUUGAGGGAUGAACAAGAAUUGCUCUGUUCUAAAUUACUAGAAAGCAAGAAGAAGAGGGAGGAGCUAGAAAAGCAGCUAAAAGAGAGCAAUGAAGAAAAAACGUUGUUACUGGAAGAAAUUUCCCAGCUAAAACAAGACAACCUGACUACCUGGAAGCAGGGUGACAGCAUGCUCAAAGAGGCUUUGAGGAUGAACGAAGGCAUGGCGCAUAGAGAGAACGGGUUUCUCAUGUUGCAGAGCUCUUCAGGCAGUUUAGAUGGGAGCAUUAAACAGAGUCUGUCUGAUGAGAGAUUCCAACAGCAGGAGGAAAAAAUGCAGCAACUGCGGCAGGACUUGCGUCGAGUUCAGAACUUGUGCAGCUCAGCUGAGAGGGAGCUGAGAUAUGAAAGGGAGAAGAACGUCGACGUCCAAAAGCAAAAUCUCUUGCUUCAACAAGAGUGCACCAAGGUCAAAGCUGAGCUGAAGCAAGCCCGGGCAAAACUCUCAGACACAACUGAAACGUGCUCCUCUCUCUCAGCGCAGUGGGGAAGAAGCCAGCAGAAGGUCAGAGAACUCGAACAAGAGCUCUUGAAGUGCUCCCAGGCUGAUAAACUGCAGAGCAGUCUGCAAGAGAAACUUGCACAGGAGAAAUCCAAAGUAUGUGAAGCACAAAGAAAGAUUUCCAAACUCCAGCAAAAGCUAAAAGAUUCACAACACCAGCUCCUGCUGGCAGAUGCCCGUGUUUCAGACAAGAAACUCCUGGAGGAAGAAUUAAAGGACGCCCGAGAAAAUGAAGCUCAUGUGCAGCAUAAACUUCAUGAGGAGCUGCUGAAAAGGAAGCUCCUGGAGCAGCAGGUGGAGGAGCUGCAGCAGCAGCUCUGGCAUUCGCGGGAGACGGAGGCGUCGCUGACCAAGAUGCACGUGGAGCUGCAGGCCAAGACUCUGCACGUUGUAGAAGAGGAGAGGAAAACUGACUCGAGCGAGCACCUUCAGUGUCAGAAGGAGAAUGAGAAGCUUUCAGAGCAACUUUCACUGUUGAAGGAGGAAAACAAAGCCCUUUAUGAGGAGGGAGUCCGUCUCCUGAACCAGAAGGAUCUAUAUGUCAGGAAAUACAACGAAAUGAAGCUCCACCACAAAGACAAGAUCCGCAGAGCCAAGGAGACCUUCAUCCACGAGGUGAAACAAAGGGACAGCAGAAUCAAGCAGCUUGAAAACGAGCUCAGCGAGUCAAAGCUCCAAGUGGAAAAGGGGAAGGUGCUGAUUGUACAGAUCACUGCUGAGAAUGAGAAGUUACUCCAGGACAGAAGACGGCUCCUCCAGAAGAUAACUGAGCAAGAGGAGACCCCUUGGAGCAACCGGUCUUCGACUGCCACCCUGCAGAGCGGAGUGAAGGUUCUGGAUGAGGAGAACGUGCGGCUGCACAAGAGCAAACUCCAGCUCUCCAGCCACGUGCCCCCCUCGCCACGCAUGCCAAGGAGCAUCCACACUCCCAGCACGGAGGACUCGAAGAGUUUUAACUUCUCUGAACGCCGACGACAGAGUAAGGUGUUGCCAUCUCCCCGUACCAGCUUCCCAUCACAAGAACUGCCAGACUCUCUCAGCCCCCUGAAGGCCACACAAGACACAAAGCCGGAAGGAGAAGCUGAAAGCCAAGACUCAUCCUUUGGUUUAUCCCCCUCUCAGCCUUCUGAGAUCGGCUACUUAAAUGUAGCUUCUCCUGGAGACACCACAGCCUCCCAGCUGCAGGAGGAGAGUCAGAGCAUCAGCUCUGAGAACUUCUAAAUGGGGAAAGACAUUUGUAAAAUGUUACCUGGACUGCAAGGUUUUGGGCUUCAGUUGCUGUGGCACAAGAAGGACUGCAGGGGGAGAAUUGCCAGACAGACGGACUCUGUAAUUUCUGUGAUAUAUUUCAACUCCUCUUCUUACCCAACUGUGAAUGUGUCUGUGUGUGUGAUGCCACCCAGAGGCUGGAAUUUGUAGAUAAACACAGUAAAAUGGAAGAGUGAGGCAAAGCAUAUCUUCCCCUGAAACCUAAUUCCUUGUCCAGUCCAAAACUACACAUCCUGUAAAUAAAGCCAGGCAAAGUUCCCUUC
This is a messenger RNA of Tyto alba (common barn owl), 4782 nucleotides long. RefSeq names its product coiled-coil domain containing 30 (gene CCDC30). Lineage: Eukaryota; Metazoa; Chordata; Aves; Strigiformes; Tytonidae. The transcript is spliced from 26 exons. The coding region runs from base 1199 to 4471 and encodes 1090 amino acids. The record is from RefSeq and is a predicted model, not a curated record.